Antrostomus carolinensis (chuck-will's-widow) is the source of this 508-nucleotide messenger RNA. RefSeq names its product E3 ubiquitin-protein transferase MAEA-like. The record is from RefSeq and is a predicted model, not a curated record. Gene Ontology annotation, molecular function: protein binding; ubiquitin-protein transferase activity. Gene Ontology annotation, cellular component: GID complex; cytoplasm; nucleus. Gene Ontology annotation, biological process: proteasome-mediated ubiquitin-dependent protein catabolic process. The transcript is spliced from 3 exons. Bases 176 to 508 code for a protein of 110 amino acids. NCBI's taxonomy places the organism in Eukaryota, Metazoa, Chordata, Aves, Caprimulgiformes, Caprimulgidae.
AGGUGUUAUAAGCUAACACAAUUGAGGAGAGGAGGCACAUCAUUUUUCUGACCCUUGAAAGGAGAGCGUAGUUCUGUAAUGGUUCCCCCCACCUAAUCUGGUGCCAUAUGAAACGCUGAACAAACGGUUUCGAGCUGCACAGAAGAACAUUGAUCGAGAGACUAGCCACGUUACAAUGGUUGUGGCAGAGCUGGAGAAGACGCUGAGCAGUUGUCCUGCUGUGGAUUCAGUUGUUAGUCUUCUGGAUGGAGUAGUUGAAAAACUCAGUGUUCUGAAACGAAAGGCAGUUGAAUCAAUCCAGGCUGAAGAUGAAAGUGCAAAACUCUGCAAACGUAGGAUUGAACAUCUGAAAGAGCACAGUAGUGACCAGCCAGCUGCUGCAAACAUGUGGAAGAAGAAACGUAUGGAUCGUAUGAUGGUGGAACAUCUUUUACGCUGUGGCUACUACAAUACAGCUGUAAAACUAGCAAGACAAAGUGGUAUUGAGGUUGGUAGCAACGUGCACUAA